AUGAACCCCGUUAGCAACGUAUUAAUAUUAUAUAAGCUUUACGAUUAUAAAAUCGAGCUUUUCGAAAAAAAGGAGAAAGCGCUUCGGUACUUAUUAUUAUACAAAAUAUCGAUCUUCGAGCUAAAGCUUAUUAAAGCUUACUUUAUCGACAAUCUUAAUAAAGGUUUUAUCGAACUUUUAAUAGCGCUAUUUGCAGCUUUAAUCUUUUUUAUUAAAAAGCAAGACGGUUCUUUUCGCUUUUAUAUCGACUUCCGCGCGCUAAAUAACUUUAUUCGUAAAGAUCGAUACUCUUUUUUUUUAAUUAAUAAGACUUUCGCACGUCUUUUAAAAGUUAAACUUUUUACGAAACUCGAUAUUCGGCAAGCUUUUUAUAAAAUACGAAUAAACUUAGCUUUAAAAGAGCUUAUUAUAUUUAGAAUACGCUACGGUGCUUAUAAGUGCAAGGUUCUUUUAUUCGGAUUGAUUAAUAGACCCGCCACUUAUCAACGCUAUAUAAAUGACCUUUUUUUCGACUUUUUAAAUAUCUUUUGCACGGCAUAUUUAAACGAUAUUUUGAUUUACUUUUCCGACCUUUUAAAGCACGUUUAUUACGUCCGUUAA
Molecule: messenger RNA, 600 nt
Organism: Drepanopeziza brunnea f. sp. 'multigermtubi' MB_m1
Lineage: Eukaryota; Fungi; Ascomycota; Leotiomycetes; Helotiales; Drepanopezizaceae
Source: RefSeq, a predicted model, not a curated record